This is a messenger RNA of Caenorhabditis remanei, 585 nucleotides long. RefSeq lists its product as uncharacterized. The transcript has 4 exons. The record is from RefSeq and is a predicted model, not a curated record. The coding region runs from base 1 to 585 and encodes 194 amino acids. Lineage: Eukaryota; Metazoa; Nematoda; Chromadorea; Rhabditida; Rhabditidae. Gene Ontology annotation, molecular function: protein binding.
AUGUCAUGGCGUACGCUGGAAGAUAAUUUCGCAAUUCACGGAGAGGUGACGAUUCAAGUAAAUGUUCGAAUUCUGGAGAUGGUUGGAUUUAGAAAAGAAAAUUUGAAAGAUUUCGAUGAAUCUGUCAAGGAGUUUUCGGAUAUUGUGCUGGUUGUUGGAGAUCGAAAGUUUUAUACAUCGAAGCUGUUCCUCGGCUAUCAAUCUUCAUACUUCAAAUCUCUUCUCCUCGGCGAUUUCGCGGAGUCAAAACAAUCAGAAGUGGUUCUCAAAGAUAUUAAUCCGGACGAUUUUCAGAAUUUUCUAGAAUUACUUCUUGGAGAAAUGCCGAUUGAUGGAAUCCUCCAUUUGGCUGUUCUUUAUGAUUCUCCGACUGCUAUCAAGCGAUGCGAAGAGUUUUUGGUGAAACAAUCGAAUAAGACACUAAAAACCAAGUUGCAACUCUCUACUCGAUACAAUUUGCAGAUUCUUAAGCAGAAGUGCCUCUCCGAGAUCGAUUCCAUUGAAGUCCUUCGAUCCGUGGUGUCUGAUGAACUGGAUCCUUCCAUUUCUAAUGCAUUACUUCAAAAAUUCAUUAAUUUAUGUUAG